Molecule: messenger RNA, 912 nt
Organism: Temnothorax curvispinosus
Lineage: Eukaryota; Metazoa; Arthropoda; Insecta; Hymenoptera; Formicidae
Product: protein ALP1-like
Exons: 2
Coding region: 284-685 (133 amino acids)
Source: RefSeq, a predicted model, not a curated record
UGGUGAUCAACUGCUUUCGAUCGCUUUUGCAUAUAGAAUCGGAGAGUCAACAGUAUCUUCGGUCAUUAAGCACACUUGUACCGUAUUAAGCAAAGUAUUGGCCCCACUAUAUGUAGUCCCUCCAACGUCAGAAAAAUGGGAACAAAUUGCUGCAGAUUUUCUUAAAGAUUGGAAUAUUCCGAAUUGCGUUGGAUCGUUCGAUGGAAAACACGUACACAUUCAAGCUCCGCCAAAUUCUGGAAGCGUCUACUUUAACUAUAAAAAAAGUUUCAGCAUUGUCCUAAUGGCUGCUUGCGAUUCUAAUUAUAAAUUUACUCUUAUUGACGUUGGUACUAAUGGCAGUAUUAGCGACGGGAGCAUAUUUGCUUCAUCUGAAAUAGGCCAAGCAGUUAAAUAUGAAACAUUGAACGUGCCACAAGGGCAGAUACAACUUCCUGGCAGUAAUCAAUCAACGCCAUAUUUUUUCAUCGGUGAUCAAGCUUUUCCACUGAUGAAAAAUUUUAUGAGGCCCUACGCUGGACGAAGAUUGGAAGAAAAAAAGCAAAUAUUUAAUUAUAGAUUAUCUCGUGCUAGAAGAACGAUAGAGAACGCAUUCGGAAUACUUUCUGCACGUUGGAGAGUUUAUCGUCGACCAAUUUGUUUGGAUUUAAACGCCGUUGAUAAGAUAGUAAUAAGUACUAAUUAGAAAACGGUCAAGUAAUUGAAGGAACUUGGAGGAAUGAACAGAUGCAAUCACAACGUUUACAACCUACUGGUGCACAUCGAGCGAGCAGAAACGCAAUGGAGCAACGUGACAUUUUAGCAGAUUACUUUGUAACCCAAGCAGGAAAGAUUCCAUGGCAGUAUGACUAUAUUAGAAGAGGGACAAACAGAGACUAAACAGAUAAUACAAAUGUUCAUAUAAAGUAUUUA